This is a messenger RNA of Lemur catta (Ring-tailed lemur), 1843 nucleotides long. RefSeq names its product centromere protein N (gene CENPN). The record is from RefSeq and is a predicted model, not a curated record. Gene Ontology annotation, biological process: chromosome segregation; CENP-A containing chromatin assembly. The coding region runs from base 191 to 1201 and encodes 336 amino acids. The transcript is spliced from 11 exons. NCBI's taxonomy places the organism in Eukaryota, Metazoa, Chordata, Mammalia, Primates, Lemuridae.
GGGUCUCGGCGAGUUUCACUUCCGUCGCUCCCUCCAGGGGACCCCUGUGCGCAAGGCACAGUCCAAGCAUUGGCCUCCGGGGGGCGGAGCCUGGAGGCGGCGGGCACUGCAAUUGGUGGCUUCGAAGACGCGGCGGGCGGGAACAGCUGCUGAGGAGUGAGAGGCUGGAGAUGUGGGCCGUGCCAAAGAGAUGGAUGAGACUGUUGCCGAGUUUAUCAAGAGGACCAUCUUGAAAAUCCCCAUGACUGAAAUGACAACAAUCCUAAAAGCGUGGGAUUUUUUGUCUGAAAAUCAACUGCAGACUGUAAAUUUCCGGCAGAGAAAGGAAUCUGUGGUUCAGCACUUAGUUGAGCUGUGUGAGGAAAACAAUGCAAGUCUCAAUGACGCGGCCCUUUUAGACAUCAUUUAUACUCAACAUCAUCGGCACCGGAAAAUUUGGGAUGUUUUUCAGAUGAGUAAAGGACCAGGUGAAGAUGUUGAUCUUUUUGAUAUGAAACAAUUCAAAAGUUCAUUUAAGAAAGUUCUUCAGAGAGCAUUAAAAAAUGUAACAGUCAGCUUCCGAGACGCUGAGGAAAAUGCAGUCUGGAUUCGAAUCGCCUGGGGAACACAGUAUACAAAGCCAAACCAGUACAGACCUACUUAUGUGGUGUAUUAUUCCCAGACCCCAUACGCCUUCACUUCUUUGUCCACGCUGAAGAGCAACAUACCCCUUCUGGGUCAGGCACUGACAAUUGCUAGCAAACACCAUGAGAUUGUGAAACUGGACCUGAGAAGCCGGUAUCUGGACUCUCUUAAAGCUAUUGUUUUUAAGCAGUAUAAUCAGAACUUUGAAACUCACAACUCUACAACACCUCUACAAGAAAGAAGCCUUGGGCUACAUGUAAAUAUGGAUUCAAGGAUCAUUCAUGAAAACGCAAUAGAAAAAGAGAGAGUCCAAAGAGUAACUCAAGAAACUUUUGGUGACCAUCCUCAACCACAGCUAGAAUUUGCACAAUAUAAGCUUGAAACGAAGUUCAGAAAUGGAAGCAUCUUGGCUGAGAGAGAAGAACCCCUCCGGUGCCUAAUAAAAUUCUCUAGCCCACAUCUUUUGGAAGCAUUGAAAUCCUUAGCACCAGCAGGUAUUGCAGAUGCACCACUUUCUCCACUGCUCACUUGUAUACCCAACAAGAAAAUGAAUUAUUUUAAAAUUAGAGAUAAAUAAGAUGUAUGUGAUUUUGUACGCACAGCAGUUCCUUGACUAUGUUGCACACAUUUCAGUUAGUGGCUCACUCUACACCUUCUGUCUAUAAACUUGCAUUUUAUAAAUUAAUCCUUGGUAUUAAAAACUUAGAGAUGUUCAUAUAAUGUUAAUUGUUGGGACUGAUUCUUUCCCCCUCCACAAUAUCCCCCCUCGUCGCCAUAUUCUGCUAAAUGUAGCAGUUGUGGGCAUUUGAGAUGUGACAGGACAUAGACGUACAUGGCUCCACGCUUGAUCUUGACUGCCUGGUGCUCUGAAGUCAAGCACAUGGCACAGUGGUUGAGAAUGCUAGGUGUCAUGUCUGGUGUCCUUUUUUCCACUCCUGCCUCUCUGCGAUCCUGGUGAGGCCUGAUUCCAACUGCUAGUUUCCAGGGAUUUUUUUUUCUUAAGCCUUGGAUCACGUAAAGAGGCACCAAGAAACUAUACCCAAGUCAAUACUUUUUAGGAGAAUCAUAAAAUUGGUCUGUUCAGAGCAUAGAGUUGGAUCCAUUAAAUUAUUAUUGCAGGAGUUGCAUAUUCAAUGACACAGUUAUAUAAAAUAACGCUCUCGUUGUAAAUAUGAUACUUUUCAUAAUCUGUUUUAUCAUACAGGUAACAUUCAAACUG